Manduca sexta (tobacco hornworm) is the source of this 1664-nucleotide messenger RNA. RefSeq names its product rabenosyn-5 (gene Rbsn-5). Gene Ontology annotation, molecular function: metal ion binding. The transcript is spliced from 6 exons. The coding region runs from base 180 to 1502 and encodes 440 amino acids. Lineage: Eukaryota; Metazoa; Arthropoda; Insecta; Lepidoptera; Sphingidae. The record is from RefSeq and is a predicted model, not a curated record.
UCUACGGCAGAAAAUGACUUGAGGUUUGACCAUCUGUGCGUUUGACAUAUGACAAGCAAAAACAAAACGCUCCAGCAAGUGGAAUUACAGAGAAAGGGUGUCUCAUUUUCUCUGUUCUCAAUAAUUAUCGGUAAUUGUAAAGAAUACAUAAUGUGUGAUUAGACAUAUCCAGUGAAACUAUGGCUACAGCUGAUGAAGAAAAGAUUUUAGAGGGUUUUUUGUGCCCAAUUUGCAAGGCAGACUUAAAAUCUGCAUCACAACUCACGAGUCAUUUUGAGAGUCUCCACCAAGAAGAACAGGAUGUUUUGAGAUCUCUAAAGGAUAUUUUUGGAAAGGCUAAGAAAAUAAUACUUAAUAACGAUGAUGCAGAUUUGAAAGAAACGUUUGAUCGCGCUUUAAAGUUUAGUUAUGCAGACUAUCGCGAUGAGGAACAAUCGGAAGGCGUAUCACGCAGCUCGUCUGAUUAUUUCAAAGCCGUGCGAUCCGCUAGACUGGAGAGGUAUGCGACGGAAACCAACAAGCUGUUGAUAAGGCUGGAUAAAUUAGUUUGCAAUAUGCCCAGUGAUCCUAAUCAGAGGAAGCAAUAUGAACAGGAAAUAGUACCAUGGCUAGAUGGUUCGUCGGUGAAGUUGUGUCCAAACUGCGCUAAAGCUUUCAAUCUGACUCGGCGGAAGCACCACUGCCGGCUGUGCGGCUCCAUACUUUGCCACGACUGUUCUCUGUUCCUAGAUAUUAAUGUAGCUAGAUCAAUCGUAGACCCCUCAGCUCCACCGACAGCAGCCCCGGCUGAUGCAGAAGUGACGGAGAAGACCGGUCUCCGUCUGUGCGAGCAUUGUUACAACCUCAUAGAGUUGCGGAAACAAGUGCAAGAGAGUAGGAAUGCUAAGACUGUACUGAUGACGGCUUACGAACAGAUGAGGAGUCUGAUGGACCAAGCCAGGCCAGCCGUGGCUUUGUAUGAAAAGAUGUGUCAAAGCCUUUUCGACGGCGAGACGACGUACAAUUUGUCAGACGUGAACGCAAUGCGCGGGCGCAUUGGAAAGCUCGCCGAGGGGAUAGAUCUUUUGAGUAAACAAAUCGCUUCGUUCCCGGCCGAGCCUGGUACCAGGCAAUUUAGACUCCAAAACGCAAUUAGACAAGCAGCUGCGCAUUAUAUUAAGGAGGACCUUUUAUCUCUGCGGAAAUUACCAACUGAGGCUCAGAUAGAUGAGGUCCGUCGACAACGAUAUGAGAGGGCUGAACGGCAAAUACAAAUGGAACGGCAGAAAAUGGAAAAAGAAAGGGAGAGGUUAGAGGACCUGGCCGGCCCGAGCGGGAGGGAACGGGAAGUCGCUAAUGAUAAUGAUGACGACAAUCCUCUGCUUGAGCAAAUGAACAUCAUCAGACAGUAUAUUAAGGAGGCCAGGGAAGAGUUCAAGUUUGAAGAGGUGGCAAUACUGGAGGCAAACUUAAAGGAACUGAAAAAAGAAUACCAUCUGCAGAAGCUCUCAAACAAAUGCUAGUCAUUCCAAAUGUAGUUUAAAAAGCAUUAAUGUAUCGUUACCUUCGAUGUACAGCAUUAAGUCUAUAUUAAUUUAUUAUCUAUGAAAGAUAUUAUGUUAGUUAAAUUUAUUAAAUUUUUACCUUAAAUACUUAUGAAAGUAAGAAAUAAAGUAUAUAAAUGA